Messenger RNA from Sclerotinia sclerotiorum 1980 UF-70, 525 nucleotides. RefSeq lists its product as hypothetical. The record is from RefSeq and is a predicted model, not a curated record. Gene Ontology annotation, biological process: formation of translation preinitiation complex; translation reinitiation. The transcript has 3 exons. Gene Ontology annotation, molecular function: mRNA binding; translation initiation factor activity. Bases 1 to 525 code for a protein of 174 amino acids. Lineage: Eukaryota; Fungi; Ascomycota; Leotiomycetes; Helotiales; Sclerotiniaceae.
AUGUUGUUCCUUGUGGAGUAUUGUGAAUAUGGCGGUACGGUAAAGAAAUGUCAGGAAUGGCUCGAGAAGAAAUAUCCAGAUAUGUACGAGAGGUUAUGGUCUGAAGAUGCCCUCGCAGCUGCAACAUCCACACUAAGCGUCGACGCCCAAAAACGCGCCGCAAAAGACGCUACGAAAAAAGCCGCCAAAGCCGAAGCUCUCGAAGCCAAACAAAAUGAAACUCUCGCCUCAUCUAAAAUUCGCAUCAAGCGCGUCGAACGCAAUAAACGUAAAUACGUUACUGAAAUCCAAGGUCUAGAAGCCUUUGGAUUAGAAUUAAAGAAAGUAGCAAAGGAAUUUGGAAGUAAAUUUGCGACGGGGAGUAGUGUGACGAAGGUGGCGAGUGGGGGACAGGAAAUCACGGUUCAGGGGGAUGUGAGUGAGGAUGUGAGGGAGUUUUUGAUUAAGACUUAUAAGAAUAUUCCGAGGAAGAAUAUUGUGCUUGAGGAGCCGAAGAAAAAGAAGGCGGAGCCGGUGGAGGUUUAG